This is a messenger RNA of Syngnathoides biaculeatus (alligator pipefish), 2677 nucleotides long. It is a transcript of the gene elovl4a, whose product is annotated as ELOVL fatty acid elongase 4a. NCBI's taxonomy places the organism in Eukaryota, Metazoa, Chordata, Actinopteri, Syngnathiformes, Syngnathidae. Gene Ontology annotation, cellular component: endoplasmic reticulum; endoplasmic reticulum membrane. The record is from RefSeq and is a predicted model, not a curated record. The transcript is spliced from 8 exons. Gene Ontology annotation, molecular function: fatty acid elongase activity. Gene Ontology annotation, biological process: fatty acid elongation, saturated fatty acid; sphingolipid biosynthetic process; fatty acid elongation, polyunsaturated fatty acid. Bases 311 to 1264 code for a protein of 317 amino acids.
GAGCACAGGCUGAAUCAAGCUUGAUAUAAUACACAGCUAGACCUAAAGCGGAAAUGAGGUAACCUGACGGAGCUGCUGCGAAGGCUCAAGAGAAUUGUGAGGGAAACCAACGUCGAGAAGGAGGCUACAGAACGCCACAUUCAUGCCAUCGCCAUCUAACUCAUCGCUGAGGCUGAGGAAUUAAUACUCGGGAGGGAAAAAAAUAUAAUAAACAGGAUUGGUAGGAUUGACCACUUCAAUGUAUGCUGUAUGACCUUGCACUGAAUGUCAUCAUUGAUCCAUCAAAAACAAGACGGCAAGGUCAUCAGACAUGGAGAUUGUCACACAUCUGAUUAAUGACACCAUAGAAUUCUACAAAUGGACCUUAACCAUCGCAGACAAGCGAGUGGAGAAAUGGCCCCUGAUGGACACCCCCCUGCCCACUUUGGCCAUCAGCGCAUCCUACCUGCUGUUCCUCUGGCUGGGGCCCAAAUACAUGAAGAACAGGGAGCCCUUCCAACUUCGCAAAACUCUCAUUGUCUACAAUUUCAGUAUGGUCUUCCUCAACUUCUUCAUCUUCAAGGAGCUGUUUAUGGCGGCCCGGUCAGCCAGCUACAGCUACAUUUGUCAGAGGGUGAACUACUCCGACGACCCCAAUGAAGUCAGGGUGGCAGGAGCUCUGUGGUGGUAUUUCAUCUCCAAAGGCAUCGAGUACCUGGACACAGUGUUUUUCAUCCUGAGGAAGAAGUUCAAGCAGGUCACCUUUCUGCACGUCUACCACCACUGCACCAUGUUCACGCUCUGGUGGAUCGGCAUCAAAUGGGUCGCCGGAGGGCAGUCAUUUUUUGGUGCACACAUGAACGCGGCGAUCCAUGUGCUGAUGUACUUGUACUAUGGCCUGGCUUCCUGUGGUCCGAAGAUCCAGAAGUACCUUUGGUGGAAGAAGUACCUGACCAUCAUCCAGAUGAUUCAGUUCCAUGUGACCAUCGGCCACACGGCUUUGUCCCUCUACGUCAACUGCGACUUCCCUCACUGGAUGCACUACUCCCUAAUUUGCUACGCCAUCACCUUCAUCGUCCUCUUCGGCAACUUCUACUACCAGACCUACCGCCACCAGCAGCCCAGGCGCGACGCCUCCUCCUCCAAAGCGAGCAAGGCCUUCUCCAACGGGGCUGUCAAUGGACUCAGCAAGGCCACCAAUGGUGCGGCGGCGCUGUGCAAAGAUGACAAACCCCAGGAAAACACCAGCAGGAGAAAGAGGAAAGGAAGAGCAAAAAGAGAUUAGGGAAAAUGGUUGAGGUAAAAUAGGUCUGGUUUGAGUUAUUUAGUGUUCACGUGCAGAAGACCUCAUUUAAGGAAGGAUGGAUAGAUGAGCUAAAUGUGUGAUGCAUUCAUUUCAAGACAACUGGCUUGUGUGGAGAGAGCAUUGUAUUUCUUGUAUGAAAGGUCUGAGGUUAUACAGAGGCCGCCAUAAUUACAAAUAGGCCAAAAUACUCUCCAGUCAGAUCAGAGGAUUUCCUCUCUUUCUAAUGAUGCGGCCGUGGAGUGAUCGGGAAUUACGUAACCUUCUCUUGGCUCGUUUGGAAAGAAAUAUUAUCAUGGGAAUACACGCACACACACACACACAAAAUCAUAUCUGUUUAAAUUGUACACAAUGUAUGAAGCUGAUGUUGUUCUAAGUUCGUUGACUGGUGAGUUGCUAUGAUAAUCUUUAGAGCAACUGCCACUGUAUCGUGGCAGAAGUCAUCAUAUCGUACGUAAUGUCAAAAGGCGCCUUUGCGGUUAUUCACCAAAUGUUAUUAUUGUAAAGAUGGAGGAAGCUGUCAACAACAAGUGGUAUGGUAUGAGUGAAGAUAACAAGAUAAUAUUAUGUUUUAUUCUUUUGGAUAUGAAUGGUAGUCUUCUAUUUCAAAUGGAGGCACUGCAGGUCUCAAAGUGAUAUAAAAGUGUAAAAUAUUCCACAGGAUUUCUGUAUGCAAUGUGCGUUUUGUAUGUCCCUACUUGUGUGUAAUGUGACAAUGUGGACCUGCUGUCAUUUGCCCGGCCAUAUACUGAUUUUUAGGAUGUUUGCUCACGUUUUUUUUUCUAUUUAUAUUUUAUUGCUUGUCUCAUAAGAUGGUGAAAUAAGUUGUGCACUAAAACCUCAUGUUAUUGUUUAAAAAUAUUCAAAGCUAGCUAGCGGACAAGGGUUUUUUUUUUUCAAUUUAAAUCACUUUCCUUCUUUUGCUCAAAUAAUUUGUUUUGACAGAUUUAUGUUUACAGGCUUAGUCCAUGUCUUCAGCUGGCUGAAUGUAAACAUCAUCAUAAAAGAAAAGAAAAAAAAAACAGCAUUGUACUCUCAUUUAUUUACAUAAAACGCAGGGCUCUUUAAAUUCUACAUCUGCCUAGAAGAAUAAUUGCUGUCCCUGAAGUAUUUUGAGUGCAGUGUAAAUUGGCCCCAUUGUCCAAUUUUCAUUAACAAAUACAUUUUCAUUUUUUUAUUUAUAUCUUUCAGUUUUCAUGUACAUACUGAUCUUUUCUAUUAUCUCACUGAGAAUGCUUGUCGUGUAUAUGUGCUGUAGAUAAUACAUUGUGAUCUUUUGUACGGUACUCUGCUCCCAGCUUGUUAGUUGGCUUGGGCAUUUGUCCAUCUUGCUUUUGUGUAUUUUUUCUUUUUUUUUUAAAGUACAAUAUUAUAAAAUUGAACUCUUAAAUUAAA